Messenger RNA from Sarcophilus harrisii (Tasmanian devil), 2517 nucleotides. It is a transcript of the gene TAS1R1, whose product is annotated as taste 1 receptor member 1. Gene Ontology annotation, biological process: sensory perception of umami taste; G protein-coupled receptor signaling pathway. Bases 1 to 2517 code for a protein of 838 amino acids. Gene Ontology annotation, molecular function: G protein-coupled receptor activity. Gene Ontology annotation, cellular component: membrane. Lineage: Eukaryota; Metazoa; Chordata; Mammalia; Dasyuromorphia; Dasyuridae. The transcript is spliced from 6 exons. The record is from RefSeq and is a predicted model, not a curated record.
AUGAUCCCUUUUAAAUUUCAUUUUGUAUCCCUGCCUCUUUUCAUUUCUUGCCUCUUCAGCUUUCAAGAAAUAAAGGCCCUUUCCGACUUCAAGAUGCCUGGUGACCAUAUCAUCGCAGGAAUGUUCCCCAUCCACUCUGUCUAUGAUGAAGUCAGACUCAAACCUGAGGUGACUCUAUGUGAGAGGUCCAAUGGCUUCAAUCAACAUGGCUAUCACCUCUUCCAAGCCAUGAGGUACGCCAUAGAGGAAAUCAACAACUCCAGCUCUCUGCUUCCCAACAUCACUCUGGGCUAUGAGCUCUACGAUGCAUGCUCAAAGUCUGCGAAUAUGUACGCCACACUGAGCAUUCUCUCUCAGCACAGAAGCAAUCGCAUCAGAAUUCCUGAAAACUUCUUCAGCUAUUACCCCAAGGCGGUGGCAGUGAUCGGGCCAGAUAACACAGAGCUGACCUCUGUGUCUGCAUCCUUACUGAGCACAUUCUUGGUCCCCCAGAUCAGCUACGGAGCGACCAGCAUGAUGUUCAGUGACAAGGGGAAGUAUCCCUCCUUCCUGCGCACCGUCCCAAGUGACAAGCACCAAGUCCACACCAUGGUGAUGCUGCUGAAGGAGUUCGGGUGGUCCUGGAUCUCGGCGAUCGGCAGCGAUAAUGACUAUGGCUGGCUUGGGCUGCAGUUGCUAGAGGACUUGACCACCGAACAGAAAAUCUGCAUCGCCUAUAAGGAUUUUGUGCCCCUUUCAGCCCAAGCCAAUGACGGCGUGAUGCAGAACAUGAUGCUCUCCAUCACCAACUCUGGCACAAAGGUGGUGGUGGUCUUCUGCGACAAAGGGCUGGCUCACAUCUUCUUUAAGGCCGUGGUGCUACGGAACGUGACUGACAAAGUGUGGCUGGGCACAGAAGCCUGGUCCAUCUCCACUUACAUCACCCAGGUGCCCGGCAUUUCAAAGAUUGGGACGGUGAUUGGCGUCACAAUCCGGCAGCAGCAGAUCCUCGGCUUGACGGCAUUUGAAGAGGCCUACAUCCGAGCCAAGAAGGCCUCAGAGUCAGUAGCUGAGCCUGCCCAGUAUGGGGACCAUCACACCUGCAAUCAGCACCUGCCUUUCACAGCAGAUAUCCCCACUGAGCUGAGCUCCUCUUCCAUGAAUACAGCCUACAGUGUCUACACCGCCGUGUAUGCUGUGGCCCGCGGGCUACACCAGCUCCUGGGCUGCCCUUCAGGAGUCUGCGCCACAGGCAGGAUCUAUCCUUGGCAGCUGUUGGAGGAGAUCAAGAAGGUGAAUUUCAUACUGCACGGGAACACUGUGUCCUUCAAUGAAUAUGGAGAUCCGGUCAGUGGAUAUGAUAUUGUUACAUGGGACUGGAAUGGCCCUAACUGGACUUUCAAAGUCAUUGGAUCUUCCACAUGGUACCCAGAUCACUUGGAAAUAGAUGGGACUAAAAUCCUCUGGCACAAAGAAAAAAACCAGGUGCCUCGAUCAGUGUGCUCUGAGGAGUGUCAAACAGGAGCGGCCCGGAGGAUAGUGGGACUGCACCACUGCUGCUUUGAAUGUAUACUCUGCACAGCUGGGACCUUCCUCAACCAAAGUGACCAGUACACUUGCCAGCCAUGUCAGAAAGAAGAAUGGUCCCCGGAGGGCAGCCAGACCUGUUUCAACCGCACCAUCGAGUUCCUUCCCUGGCACCAUCCAGUCUCCUUGGUGCUCAUGGGGGCUAACACCCUGCUGCUCCUCCUGUUGGCAGGGGUGGCCAGCCUGUUUGCCCGGCACCUGGACACUCCUGUGGUGAGAUCGGCGGGGGGCAGGAUGUGCUUCCUCAUGCUGGGCUCCUUGGCAGGCGCCGGCUGCAGCCCCUACUGCUUCCUCGGGGAACCCACAGCACUCACCUGCCUGCUACAGCAAUCUCUCUUUGCUCUGGGCUUUGCCGUUUUCCUGUCUUGCUUAACCAUUCGCUCCUUCCAGCUGGUCUUCAUCUUCAAGUUGUCAGCCAAGAGGCCCACCCUCUAUCAUUCCUGGGUGCAGAACCAUGGACCCGGCAUCUUUGUGGUGAUAAGUUCGACUAUCCAGCUGCUCAUAUGUAUCACGUGGCUGGUGGCCUGGACCCCCCGGCCCACCAAGGAAUAUAACAGGUUCCCCGAGCUGGUGGUGCUGGAGUGUUCCGGGGCUAGCUCUCCGGGCUAUAUGCUGAGCAUUCUCUACACCUGCCUGCUCUCCAUCAGCUGUUUCACCUGGAGCUAUCUGGGCAAGGAUCUGCCCGAGAACUACAACGAGGCCAAAUGCAUCACCUUCAGCCUGCUCCUCUACUUUAUUUCCUGGAUCGGCCUGGUUACCACUAUCAGUGUCUACCAGGGCAAAUACCUGCCAGCCAUCAACGCGUUGGUCAUCAUGAGCAGCCUCGGCGGUGUUUUCAGCGGCUACUUCCUCCCCAAGUGCUAUGUCAUCCUCUGCCGCCCAGACCUCAACACUACGGAGUAUUUCCAGGCCUCUAUCCAAGAUUACACACAGCGCUGCAGCUCCUCCUGA